Messenger RNA from Candidozyma haemuli, 2751 nucleotides. RefSeq lists its product as uncharacterized. Gene Ontology annotation, biological process: carbon catabolite repression of transcription. The record is from RefSeq and is a predicted model, not a curated record. Gene Ontology annotation, cellular component: cell division site; cell tip; nucleus. The coding region runs from base 1 to 2751 and encodes 916 amino acids. The transcript has a single exon. Gene Ontology annotation, molecular function: protein binding. Lineage: Eukaryota; Fungi; Ascomycota; Pichiomycetes; Serinales; Metschnikowiaceae.
AUGAAUAUCCCUGAGCUGCAGCUCCCGCCGGCGCUGUUCUUUCUUGAAUCAGUAUGCCCAGGGUUGCUGCUGCUUGACGACAACACCCACUUUUCAACGGCGGGCGAAGUGCCUGAACAAGUACUGGAGCGAUUGGCAGAACUCAAUUGGCCCUUAACAAGUUCAGCUGCGUUUCCAGCGGCUGUGAAAGCCAAGUUAAGCUCUUCAUAUUUACAUGUGGCAAGGCCGCCUUUCCAACAUGAUGUACAUAAAAACGUUGAGUCGUCCACAUACGUCUCGUUGCCAUACCAUGUUACCAGCAUUUUUUCUAAGAUUGUCGAUGGACACCAUAGCAGUAUUAAACAAGACGGUGGGCUUCAUAUUGGAGCCAACGUCAAUCCAUUAACACCGGACCCUUAUCGGUUGGUUCACAUGAAUCCAGGUUGCUUGACUUCAAUGAUAGUGCUAGCUAACGAAAGGGCUAACGACCAAACAGAAAACCGCAAUCCGUUUCGAAAUAUGACCUCGAGUUUGAAUAGGUUUUUACGAAUGGGCGCUUCCCCAGUGGAAGAGGGUCCUGAGUCUCCGUUUGUUUCGCUCUUGAACGCCAUUCCCGAGUCUUCACCUCAUUUCAUAACUCAUCCACAACUUGGCGGUCUGAAUCAUGCAACGAAAAGAAAUCUGAAAAAUUCCAACCUGAAGGUGUUUGCAAAACUCUUGGAUUUUGAUUCCAAAACCUACUAUUCGCAGGUAAAAUCUACCAACACCAAAAAGCUUCUUGUAUCUACCAACGUCAAUGUCAUAAAUGUCUUUGGCAUUGACAAAGAUCACAAACUCACAGGUACCAAAGAGUCAAACUCAACUUCUGCAAUUUUUCCGUUAACAGAGGAGAGAGACUCUCCAGCGCCAUCUUCUACCACUACGGCCACGCCUGGAUCUCAACCGCAACAACAGCCACCGCCUCCCACAAUAUUAACUACAACAUGCAAGCCAUAUAAGAAGGUGAUUGAGGUACCGUUGCUACGCUUGCAACUACAGCCAAACUUGAUGGUCACAAGCCUUCUUACCUUGGUAUGCAUGGAGACUCUUGAUCCAAUUGUCAUUUUGGGUCUCAAUUCGGGAGCCAUAUUAGCAAUUAACCUCGCUCACCUCACUUAUAGAUUUUUUGACAACUUAGGCUUGAAGCCUUCUCGUGAUGGGAGCGCGGACGCUUCAUGGACAAAUGUGUCGGUAACAUCUCUUUCAGCGAUUACACAUACCAAGUAUGAAUUGCUCGUCAUUGCUGGUUAUGCCAAUGGUGAAGUGGUUCUCAUAGACUUACUUGGCAGCGAAUCCGACAUCCCCUACGCAAAACGAGAGGUGGGACAUGAUAGUUCAAUUACGUUGUUUAAGAAGUUUGAUUUGAGUCCUUUGAACAAACUUGAGGACAGCACAGAAGUACCAGAAUCUCCUGGCUACAUUGUCGGCCACUUUAAGUUAAGUCAUAAACCUAUAACUUCGAUUGCAAGCACAAUUCCAUACCUGUCCACGCCUCCCCAAAAUCUCAUGAAGAAUCCUUUUAUUGUUGCAAUAGCUUCAGAUGAUGGUCUCGUCAGGUUGAUUGAUCUUCUUAACACACACAACAAAAAUUACGGUGAUCCACAAAAUUUCUAUAAUCAUCUGAUAGUUUCUGAUAUUGUGGCAAGCUAUUUCCAAGAUGGCAUCCGUCAUAUUGAGUUUUCACCAGACCAUCGCUUUUUCACCAUAGGUGGAAAAGGUGAUCUCAUAGAAGUCUUCAAAAUGACGUAUUACAACAUAAACGGAUUAAUCAACAAAAAGUCCGGUCACCAGCGUGGCAGGUCCCGCAGUGGCACGGUAAACAGUGGUAACUCCUUCCCGCAACAUGCGCCAUCCUUAUUCUUAUCUACCACUGAGAGCGCCACAACUUCUACAAGUUUGGAUUUCGGCCGUGAAGAUACAAAUGAGGCUGGUACUGCUUCAAGCUGCUUCUUCCCUCCAAUGAUAAAAGACAUUACAAUCGUUAGCCGACUCAAAGGACACACUAACACUGUCGAAAAGGUGAGUUUCGUUCAGAAAGACGAACUUAGUAAGUCACAUAUCCAAGAUAACUCACCUUCAAGCGCAUACAAAUUAAUGUCAUGCGGCGCUGACGGUAAGGUUAUUAUAUGGGACUUCGACAGUAAGGCCGUAUCUAGAGUCAAGAAAGGACAUCUCACUACUAGGAAGAAGAAAGACUCGAAAGAAAAGGAAAAUGCAGAGCCCACCACUCAUCAACAAGCAUUACAACCAGUUUCAAGUAGGGUGAAGCCGCUCUCCAACAAUUUGCCUCCAACUAUUGCAGUGACAAAGGCUCAACAUUCAAGAGCUCGUUCGUUAUCUUACAAUGAUGAGAAUGGCUUCACCAAAUCACCACUUGGCAACAUCGGUAUCAGCAAAAUUUUAAGUCCUAGUCCACAACGUCUGACACAUUCUAUAGAAGAUGAUGACGAAAGACAGAAAAUAGUGGUGCUGUUAUAUCGCUGGCUUUUUGAGAUCCGUUUGAAAAGACACUUCUCUGGCAGCAACGUUGCCAAAGAUGGCCGCAAAAAGUAUACCAGCAUCAUCCACAAGAUUGUGAACGACGAAGAGCUCCCUUCGAUCCAAAUCCCUUCUCUUGAGGUUGACUUUUCCUACUUCUUGAGAGAUGGUAAGAUCCAGAGCUAUCUGGCGUGUCCAGAUCGUUUUUACAUCUUUGGAAGAAACGGAGAUAUUUUCAGUUAUCUACUUGAAUAA